Molecule: messenger RNA, 692 nt
Organism: Pseudopodoces humilis (Tibetan ground-tit)
Lineage: Eukaryota; Metazoa; Chordata; Aves; Passeriformes; Paridae
Source: RefSeq, a predicted model, not a curated record
GGCCCAGCGGGUUCGGAAGUUGGCGGCCGAAUCCGACCCCGCCGCCUUUUCCGGAGGCGAGGAAGGCCUGGAAUCCCUGGGAACGCCGCCGGAGCCGCCGGGGCCCAGCCGGAAACGUUCCCGCGCUUCCGACGAUUCCGGGCCGGACGCGGAGGCGGAGGCGGCGGCGGAAGGGGCGGGGCCGGGCGGGGGAGGGGCGGGGCCGGGGGGGAGGGGCAGCCCGGAAGCGGAAGCGGAAGCCGGAAGCAGCGAGAUCGAGUUGGUUUUCCGGCCGCACCCGCUGCUGGUGGAGAAGGGGGAGUACUGCCAGACACGCCCCUUUCCCCCCCUGAACGGGUCCCUGACGCUGGAAUUGGUGAACGAGAAGUUCUGGAAGCUCAGCAAACCCCUGGAGCUCUACUACGCCCCCACCAAGGAGCAGAAAUAGGGGGAAAUCACCCCAAAAUUCACCCUGGGGACCCCAAAAUUCGUCUUGGGGGCCCCAAAAUUCAUCCUGGGACCCUGAAAUUCAUCCUGGGGACCCUGAAAUUCAUCCUGGGGACACCAAAAUUCAUCCUGGGAGCCCAAAAUUCAUCCUGGGGACACCAAAAUUCCAUCAGGGAACCCCAAAAUUCACUUGGGGAACCAAAAGUUCAACCCAGGGACCCCAAAAUUCAUCUUGGGAGCCCCAAAAUUCAUCUUGGGGACACCAA